AUGAGAGGGAGCACGCGCAGCCAGCCUAUACACAGGGGCGCGCACACCGGCUCCCCGGACUCUAUCAACUUCAACUUCCUCCCGAGCCUCUCAAGCCCCCCGGCAGCUACGGGCUCGUCUUUCCUUCUAGCUAUGGCGGAAGGAUGCUCUAGCAAAGAAGGGCAGGGAACCCCAGAACUUUGGGGGCGUCAUAUUCUACCCACUCAAUCGCUGCUUGUCCGGUUUGAGCACUUUAUAAAGAAUGAGCUCCUACCAGCGAUAGAUACAGACCUCGAGCAGUAUUCACUAGAGCCAGGCGAUGUAUACAAGCUAGCUCUCGAGUUCACGAAGAAGCUAGAUUUAUUUCACAAGAGGGGCAGCGCCGAGCGGGAUAUCAAUAUUGUCAUCGUCCGGAAGGCAGUGGAAGAAGAGCCAGAUCUUCGACCAGACCAGCUCAAGCAGGAGCCGGGAGCCCGCGAUGCCCAGGUUGCCCGCGAUGCCUAG
Molecule: messenger RNA, 483 nt
Organism: Penicillium maclennaniae
Lineage: Eukaryota; Fungi; Ascomycota; Eurotiomycetes; Eurotiales; Aspergillaceae
Exons: 3
Coding region: 1-483 (160 amino acids)
Source: RefSeq, a predicted model, not a curated record